UGUUAUUUUUAUUCUUAUAGUGAUAUAAUGUUCCGGUUAUUUAAAAUUUAACUAUAAUUUUCCUCGUGACUUACAUAUUAUUUUAUACUAUUUUUAUUUAUUAUAAUUAUGGACACAUUAUUUUUGUCCACCAUACCUGAUUCUAAAGGUACAAUUAUGAUUCAAAAAUUGUACGCAUCCGAUACUAUAUUAGACAACAGUCAGUUCAACCAGUAUGUCUUACUAAAAAUAUCAGACAAUGCCAAAAUAUUGUGUAAAAUAAUUCCUCGAGUAAUCUGUACAAACGCAUUUGCCAGUUGUGAUCCAAGUGUUAUUAAACACGCACCUCACAAACUAAUCAAUCCGUUGACAGUGAAGCUAGAAAUAUCUAUUAACAAAGAGCACAUAGAACCAAUUGGUGUUGCUAAUUCUAAACGUUUGGUAGUUAGUGUCGUAUUCAAAGAUGUGAAACAUCAACAUAUUUGGUCCAAGAAUCUUUUCAAGUUAGCUGAUGCUAUCAAUCAUUUACUGCGGUUAUUUGUAGUACAUAACGAUUGUGUAAUAAAUUUAAAAAGGCUUAACUUAAAACAAAACUUUAAUAUUGAUUUUAUACUUGUACACAAGACUGAUUGCAAAAACAAUGCUGCACGUAUUAAUUCAGAUACUACCAUAACAGUUAUUAAAACAAUGUCUGCCAUACAAUUUUAUCAGGCAGAAAUUGGAUUAGAAGUGCCACCUUUAUUUGGCAUGGAAUCUCAAGUGAAAUGUCUGAAAAGCAUCAUCAAAGCUGCAAAAAAUGGCUGUAGUCCUUUGUGUAAUAUGAUAUUAUUGAUUGGUCCAUCUGGUAGUGGAAAAACAAGGUUAGUUACUCAUGUUGCUGCAUCAUUGAAGUGCAUACUUUUUGACAUAAUAUCUACAGAUUUGGUAAAAGCUGAUCCAGGUUCUACAGAGUCAGUUAUUCGUGGCUUAUUUAAAAGAGUACAGUUAAUAUUAGAGCAAGAUAGCAAAAUUGUGUGUAUAAUAAUGCUGGAGAAAGCUGAAAGCAUGCUAAAUAGUAAAAGUUCUAAUGCUAAACGAAUUUGUGCUCAGAUACAAGAUUGCUUAACUUCUGUUAAAAAUAGCUGUCGAAUUAUAGUCAUUGCAACUACCAGCAUGCCUCAUUUAAUUGAUGCAUCUUUUAAACAAGGGUCAAGAUUUUCAUAUGAGAUUUAUAUUGGUGUUCCAUCAGAAAAAGAACGAGUAAAAUUAAUACAAGGCUUUUGUGGAAUUUUAAAUAUAAAUAUAAAAUCUAAUAUUGUGUCAGAUUUAGCUAAAUUAACACCAGGAUACACUUCAGCUGAUUUAGAAUUAAUUUUCAAAGAGAUUCUUAAUGAAUCUAAUUUAAUUUCUGAAUUAGAAAUGGGUAUAUUGUAUGGUACUAUUUUACUUAUUGCCAAGUACCCAGCUUCAUCUUUGAGAUCAGGAAUUGGUCAAGUCAUUACAAAGUCAGAAUCUUGUUCAACUACAACUUUGGGUGGCUUAACAAAUGUCAAAUUAAUGCUAGAUGUUUGUAUUAAAUGGCCUCUUAUUUAUCCAAAGGCUUUCAAAUAUUUUGCAGUUCCUCCUCCUAAAGGUGUUUUACUUUAUGGUCCUCCAGGAUGUGGUAAAACAAGCCUUGUACGUUCAAUAGCUUCAUCAGCUAAUUUGAAUGUCCUUACAGCAAUGGCUGCCGAAUUAUAUUCUCCUUAUUUAGGUGUAACAGAAGCAAAUAUUUCACAAUUGUUUCAAAGAGCCAGAGCCAAUGUUCCAGCUGUAUUGUUUAUAGAUGAGAUAGAUUCAUUAGUCAGCUGUCGUUCUGAAGGAAAAAAAGGAUCAUCUGGGUUUGAUGACAGAGUUUUAUCAACGUUUUUGGUUGAAAUGGAUGGUAUCACAAAUGACACAGAACAUGGACAAGGAGUUGUAAUUGUGGCAGCUACUAAUCGUCCAGAUAAUAUAGAUACUGCUUUAUUAAGACCAGGAAGAUUUGAUCGUCAGAUCUAUGUGCCUCCUCCACAAACAAUUGAAGAACGUUUUAACAUACUUCAUACUAUUGUUAAUAAUCCUGAACAGAGUAUGCCACUUUCGGAUUCAUCAAUUUUGAAUGAAGUUGCCUUAAUGACUGAUAGGUUUUCAGCAGCUGAUCUUGCAAGUGUUGUAAAAGAAGCUGGUCUCUCUUGUUUAACUAAAGAUGGUCUUAAAACAUUUACAACAGUUAAAAAAGAACAUUUUGAGGAUGCAUUAGCUAAUGUUAAACCAUCAUUAUCUGAAGAGCAAAUUUUAUGGUAUAGCAACUUUUCAUCUCGGCAAAAACAGUAAAUAUUUUGUUUUAUAAAGAAUUUGAACUACUUGUUAUGUAAAUAAUUACAAUACUUGAAUACAUAUAAAAUUAUUUUUUUCUUUUAUUUAAAUAUAUACUCC
This is a messenger RNA of Rhopalosiphum maidis (corn leaf aphid), 2415 nucleotides long. Its product is annotated as spermatogenesis-associated protein 5-like protein 1. The record is from RefSeq and is a predicted model, not a curated record. Gene Ontology annotation, molecular function: ATP binding; ATP hydrolysis activity. The transcript has 11 exons. NCBI's taxonomy places the organism in Eukaryota, Metazoa, Arthropoda, Insecta, Hemiptera, Aphididae. The coding region runs from base 109 to 2313 and encodes 734 amino acids.